Molecule: messenger RNA, 1560 nt
Organism: Hydractinia symbiolongicarpus
Lineage: Eukaryota; Metazoa; Cnidaria; Hydrozoa; Anthoathecata; Hydractiniidae
Product: zinc finger protein 888-like
Exons: 4
Coding region: 120-1340 (406 amino acids)
Biological process (GO): regulation of transcription by RNA polymerase II
Molecular function (GO): RNA polymerase II cis-regulatory region sequence-specific DNA binding; DNA-binding transcription factor activity
Source: RefSeq, a predicted model, not a curated record
AGGUUGCAACCAAUAACUUGGAACUUUAAAUCAUUUUUUAAACACCACAAAAUUUCUAUGAAAUGUCGAGUUGACCCUGUGUCGUUUGUGUCGUUUAGCAUCAAGCACUUUCACUAUCUAUGGCUUACUUAAAUCCAGACCGUGAAAACUUUACAAACGAUCUUUUGGCGUUUACUUUAAUUAACGAAGAAACUGUUGAAAAGAUUUUAGAAACCAGAAUAACAGUUCACAAUCAGAGGAUAUAUAAAAUCAAAUGGAAGGAUUCCUGGUUGUUGGAAGAUCAAUUGAAGGAGCACUGUCUGGAAUUAAUGAAAAGAUUUUGGCGAUGUGCUGCAUCUGUUAAUCAAGAUCCAUAUCAACUGCCAUGCUUUGGAAAGACAUUCUCCAACACUUCCACAUCAUGCGAGAAUCCUGUUCAAUCUACCGACAUUUUGAGCGAUCUUGCGUUUUCAGAAGAACAUAGUAAUGUUUCGCAGCACCAUUCGUACAUUCCGUCGAUCCAUCCAAAUAGAGAGAAACAUGCCGUGCAACAACAAGUGCGACCCCUUCAGCACAGUGGAACAUUAUCGAAUCAGCUGUUACCUAAUUCUCAAGCAAGCGAUAAUUCUUCGGUCACGUCAUAUCAACUCAUUCCAAACAUAAACAACAACGAAGCAAAAACAGUGCCACAUCAACAUUCAGUAAAAGACGGAAGUGAAAGUAGCACCAAUGAUGAGUUUCCAAAGGAUGCUAUAGAUUUUAUUACUGACAGUGAAGUUUUUCUAAAAAAUUGUCUCGACUGCGACGUCGAGUUCCAUACAAAAUGCAAACAUUGUACCAAUUGUAGGGAUUGUCGAAGUAAGGCAAAAUACCAUUAUUUGGAUUGUGAUGGUGAUAAAGUAUGCGCAAUAUGUGGACAUUGUUUUGUAGAAAAGGGGUGUAAAAUAUGCUGUCCGUACUGUGGACAAGUCUAUCCAACCAGUGGCCACUGGCGUCGCCACGUGAAAGUUACCCAUCUCGGACUCGAUAAGACAAAAACAAAAGACGAACGACAAAAGGCUAAGCUAGCUAAACAGCAAGACUUAUCAAUUGUUCUUGAAGAGAAAAGAUUCGAAUGUAAAACCUGUAAAAAGUGUUUCGUCAAUCCACACAAGUUGAAACGACACGAGAAAAUACACAGCGACGUGAAAGAGUUUAAAUGUGACGUGUGCAACAAAGAAUUCGUUCAAAAGGUCCAUCUUCAGAAACAUUUGUUGCAACAUGGUAUCGGAGAAAAACGGUUUAAAUGUCAUACCUGUGAAAAAUGGUUUAACCAUAAGAUUAGUUUGAAAACACAUGCGCCAAAAUGUUCACAAGCCUGACACAGUUUUCUUCUUCUUGCAAUCUCUGUUUGUGAUAAAGUUUUUCAAUGUUUUCAAUACUUUCCAGGAUUACUAUACAACAUUUAUUUGCUGUAAAAUUCGUUGCGUUUGUAAAAAAUAUCGUCUUUUACCUAAUUUACAUAGAUGUGUUUUAUAGAUUUAUUUUAUCAAGAUAAAACUAAUUUUGCUGCUUAUUGGAAGAAAAAUUAUAUCGCCAAAA